Messenger RNA from Gigantopelta aegis, 5040 nucleotides. Its product is annotated as COP9 signalosome complex subunit 1-like. Bases 54 to 1607 code for a protein of 517 amino acids. Lineage: Eukaryota; Metazoa; Mollusca; Gastropoda; Neomphalida; Peltospiridae. Gene Ontology annotation, cellular component: COP9 signalosome. The transcript has 15 exons. The record is from RefSeq and is a predicted model, not a curated record.
CAGUUGUUUUAGAGCUUUGUCCAUUUCCGCUGGGUACAGGAAGUUGGGUAAAGAUGCCAUUACCGCUUCAGCAAGGAAUAUUUCAGCCUGCAGUAGAACCCAUGCAGGUUGAUGCCGCCCCGGAGGAGAAUGAUAAUGUUGAAGAAGAACAACAUUACACCGUGGAAAACCCGUCUGUGGACCUGGAACAGUAUUCUGCCCAGUACACUGGUUUGGCUAAACUCAACCGACUGGUGUUUAUUGCCGAGCAUUGUCCCAGUUUGAAGAUCGAGGCACUCAGGAUGGCCCUUACACACGCCAUGACCACCUACAAUACAAACUUCUAUCAAGUAGUCCACAAAAAACUGCAGGAGGCUGUAUCAAUGUCAUCGAGUCUGCCCGAUGCAGUAGCGGGAGCUGUUCACAACGUGCCGGCACUUGACACUCAGUGGAUCGAAACUACUGCAAAGAAAGCCGCACUCAAACUAGAGAAACUCGACACCGACUUGAAAAACUACAAAAGUAACUCUAUAAAAGAAAGUAUACGGCGCGGCCACGACGAUUUGGGUGAUCACUACUUGGACUGUGGUGACCUUAGCAACGCUCUCAAGUGUUACUCUCGUGCACGAGACUACUGUACAAAUCCCAAACAUGUCGUCAACAUGUGUUUAAAUGUUAUAAAGGUUAGUGUGUAUCUGCAGAACUGGUCCCAUGUUCAGAGCUACGUCAAUAAGGCUGAGGCUACUCCUGAGGCUCAUGAGCAUGUCAAAGAUGGUGGUCUUUCAAUCCAAACAAAGCUCCGAUGUGCAGCUGGGUUGGCAGACUUAGCCACGAAGAAGUAUAAAUCCGCAGCCAGAUACUUCCUGCUUGCAAGCUUCGACCACUGUGAUUUUCCUGAAUCCAGUUUGGUGGAUAUGUCCAUCAAGCAAAGUGCGCCAUCACAUCUCAUCAGUCGGGCGUACGCGAUCAAUGAGAUGUUUGGCUAUAGAUUCGACGAGCUUCUUUCAGCCAGUAAUGUGGCAACCUAUGGUGCUUUGUGUGCUUUGGCCUCCUUCGACCGCACAGAAAUACAGAAAAAUGUUAUAUCAAGCAGCUCUUUCAAGCAAUUUUUAGAACUUGAACCUCAACUUAGAGAUAUUAUUAACAAGUUUUAUGAAUCAAAGUAUGCUUCCUGUUUAAAGUUACUACAAGAAAUCAAGGAUAACCUUUUGUUAGACAUGUACCUAGCCCAGCAUGUUUCCACGCUUUAUACGCAGAUUCGGAACCGUGCUUUGUGUCAGUAUUUUAGUCCGUAUCUGUCUGCGGACAUGAGGAAAAUGGCACAGGCGUUCAACACGACAGUUCUGGCGUUAGAAGAUGAACUGAUGCAGCUUAUACUGGAUGGUCAGAUCAACGCACGCAUCGACUCUCACAACAAAAUCCUAUAUGCUAAAGACAUUGAUCAACGGAGUACGACUUUUGAAAAAGCAAUUAACAUGGGCAAAGAAUACCAGAGGAGGACAAAGGCACUAAUUUUGAGGUCAGCUGUGUUAAAGAAUCAAAUACAUGUCAAGAGUCCACCUCGAGAAGGAGGAACAGGUGGGGAGAUGUCCAUUGCCCCAGGCAACGCCAGCUCUGCUCGGAAUUAGUGUGUGUAUUGACUUGACAUACUGCCAAAACAAUGUGUGUAUGGAAACAGCGUUAGUGACAGCUCGGUGAGUGUACAAAAACACACGUUACAGCUCAGUGUGCCCAGACACGAGACAACUGCCUUCGCCUGCCCAUUCUCUUCACCUAACAGAUAAACCAGUCUACACGUGAAUUGUGUGCCAUGUGGAGCCAGCGGUUACCCUCUCAGAACUCACACCGACUCCUUGAACCCAGCUGCGUGUAGGAAGUCGGUGAUAUAGUGAAAUAGUCUGGCACAUGUAAGACUGCGAUGUUCUAUUGCUGUCGUUAGAAUAUUCACUGGCCGCAGCGCACACACGAUGUACGAGGCCUGCUUAUGUUAGCUGAACAUUCGCUCACUGUUCAAUGUUCUCGUGUGAUUGAAAGGAUCAAAACAGAUGAGUAACAGCCAGGUGAUGUUCUGUGUGUGUGCUGUUUUGUUCUCCUGUCAUCAUCGGCUGUUACAGUGACGUCGUGUGAACACGUGGUUUGAAUCGCCUCUACCACCGGUUGGAGGAAGCUCGUUGCUUUGUCUCCAGUUGGAUUGUUACUGCACAAUAUACUAGUGCUCUUGUAUCUGUCAUAGAUUAUGCAAAAUGGUUAUUCAGAUUUGUCGCUAAUUUAUUUCGCACAUUUUUGUGGCAUAGACUAAAAUAACUGGUAUAUAGCAAAUGUAUUACACUUUUAUGGCUUAGACUUACAUAAUUGGCAAAUAAACAGUCCAUUUCCAAUACACUAUAUUUUCAUUUACCUCAUUGUUAGAAGGAAAAAAAUAUGGUUUUGCUGUAAUAUUACAUAGCAUAUAUUACAGGAAGCACAGUUUACCAUCCUGUAAAGUGGGCAAUUAUUUCGUCUUGACGGAAAUUUUAUUACAUACCUAUUUAAUCUUAGUAUAGUGAUAAAGAUAUUUUGAAACCGUGUGAUAAAUUUAUUUGGUAUUACCAAAACUCUUAAGUGGGGAAUUCCCUUUUUAUUUUUACUGCAAUUAGCGCCUUUUAUUUACCGACGUCAUAUAUGAUUUAUAAAUUACAUCAUAUCAUAUUUGAAACAUUAAACAAGGCUGCCGCAGAGUAAGAUUCUUAACGUUUUGAUCAUAGAUGUUGUUAUGAUGUUAAAUUAAAACCGUUUUUGUAAAACAUAAAAGAAGGUAUGUAAUAAAUACAGAACUUCACAUCCAUUGUUUUCACUUCCUAUUUAUUGCACUCGUUUAUUUUGCGAAAAAAUAUACUACUCGACCGCUAUGUGGUCUCGUGCUAUAUAUUCAUGCACAAAAUAAACUUGUGCAAUAAAUAGGAAGCGAAAACAAUGUAUGUGAAGUUCAGUAUAUUUAUUGUCCUAUUGUUGAGUUGUAAUAACAGUAUAAUUUGACCACUAACUGAAAAAUGUGGAAAUUGGCGUGUAUGAUAUUUUGGAAAUUAACUUUUCCUAUAUUAAGUUAACAUUUGAGUGUUGUUGUGGUGUAAUAUUGAUAUUAGUUGUCAACAGUCUGGUUCAGGUGUGAUAUUGAAUUCAUAUCACAUUCCAUUGAGCUUAGUUGGUGCAAGGAUCAAUAUUAGUACUUAUUGCAACCCUUUCAAAAUUACAAUUUUUAUGUUGAUGUUAGCAUCAACAUCUCUGAUAGAAGCCAAUUUUACAAAACAUCAUAAGUUUACUUCUGCAACUAGCAGUUAUACCGGUCAUUUCAGGCAGAAAAUUACAUCAUUACAGAAGAUGGAGCAUUUUAAGAACAAAAGAGAAUGAAAUAUGUGUACUCCAAACUAUAUCUGUUGUACAGUACUGUUACUAGCAAUAAAAACUCUGGUUUAGUCAUAGAUUUACGUUUACAAAACUAGGCUUAUGAUGUGUUGUGAAGUUGGCCAGGUUUACGUCUGAUGUUAUCUUUAUCACCAAUACGGAAAUUGGAUAGAAUAGUGAUGUCUUUGUCAACAUUAAAACCAAAAUGAUUUCAUUUUGGAAAGGUCAAACCAAAUUUUAAAAUGUUGCUUCUUUUACCAAGGCUGAAUAGUCUCUGGAGUCUUAUGAUGAAGUUAUUAUUAUUUAUAUUAAGUCUUUAAUUAAAUUAACUGAUCUCGUUUCUUCCAUUUGUGAAGACCAAAAUGUACUGCUGGAUAGCUCUGGGGAUCAAACUUUAAUAAGUUAAGCAGUAAACUGCUUCCAAGCAAUAAUUGUACGGUGUCGUUAUCCAAAUUUUACAGUACUUAUUGAUAACAAACAGCUGCAAAGUGCUUUUUAAAAUAUUUUGUUUCGAGUUAAAGUAAAUAAAUAAUGGCCAUAUUUUUAGUUGUUAUCUUUGAUCUGUUCAGGCUUAUCAAAAUAAGCUGGCAUCCAAUAAAUUUCAUCAGGUAUUGGUUCUGUCCACACUUGCGAUAUGUUAUGGUUGACAGUACCAAUUAUACUGUUUGGGAAGGUAUUUAUUGCUAUUUAAUAUAGGUGCUUAUUUCACUGAGCAACAAAAAUUGUUCUUUUUUUAAAUGUGUAAAAAUUAAACAAUAGGGAAACUCAUUUUACCCCUAUGUCAGAAGGACAUUUUAUUUAGUGUCCGAUAUUGGUGAAUUCAGGAUCUUACUUUAAUAGUGAUCAAUACAAACAACAACUAUCUUCUGUCCAGGUUACAGUAUGUUCUCGGAUGAUUAUCAUACCAGUAACAAUCCUGUGUUCUUGGUGUUUCGUCAUUAUUCACCCAUUAAAGUGACCCUAGUUUUUAAACUCUGUAUGGCAUAGCUUUCAAUAUUGAAGCCAUUUUUGAUAAUUGAAAUGAGACAUUGCUUAGGUAUAUUUUAUUGUUUGGAAUAUUUCCUUACAGCCGAAGUGUUUAUGCUUACCCUGGUGUUUGUAAUGACGUGUACCUCCAAUAAGUAACCAUUAUGUCGAUGAACUGGAAUCUAUUUUUAAAUGCUAUUUCCUCUCUUUCAAUAUCACAGACUCUUCUUUCACUAUAUUGUAACUUUAUCCAAAUGUGUUACAAGUUUGUGGAUAAACCAGAUUUUAGUGUCUAUCCUAAUGGGUUUAAACUAAGGGGUGCUACUUCGAAAUUAACAGUCCAUUACACACAGUUCUCAUUAGAAUUCUUAGUAGUGUGAAAAGCCAGUGUUGAGUGUUUUUUAUCACCUAUAUAUUAAUCCUGUCAAUCACAGAAUUCCUCUUUUUUAUUAUUUUGAAGAAAACUUAUAUUUAGUCAAGACCAUUCUCAGUUAAUUAAAAUACCCGUAAUAGGAGAUUUCUACUUUAUUAAUUGCAUAUUUAUUAGUUAUCCAAGAAAUUCAGACAGCUUAAUAAAGGCAUUCAUAUUUGUUUUUGUUACGGACAAAUGAAAAUGAAAUGAUCAGAACUGGUCCGUUGAACAUUGCAAAAUUAUUAAUUUUUGUUUCUCUGCAUGACAUACUUGUUUGACGAAGUAAAACUUUACUAACAGUU